CUGUUUAGGUCAGAACGCUUAAGCAACAACGCAGAGUUGUGGCAAAGGCAGAGGGAGUUCUUCCAUCGCCGAUGGGACGACAAUAACGCGGAUCGGCAUCGCAGCAGUGACAGCGAAUGCGACGUCACCAGCGAACUUUCAGAGAGCGAGGACUUAGCAAUAAUUUUCGUGCCAGAUCGGACCGAAGCGGACUUUCGUCUGAAUCUGAAUCGGUAUGUAAAUGAUCCUACUUUAAAUUUUCAUAUAUCAUAAUG
Messenger RNA from Soboliphyme baturini, 254 nucleotides. The record is from the annotation of a GenBank genome assembly. Lineage: Eukaryota; Metazoa; Nematoda; Enoplea; Dioctophymatida; Soboliphymatidae.